AUGAAGUCCAAACCAGAAGAGAGAGAUGACGCAGCCCGUCGACUCUUCGGUCGGGUGGGUGAUCUGCCAGUUUUCUUCGCUUUCUGUGAUGACCUUCUCUGCCAAGAAAACGACUUCCUUUUACGCCUGAACAACCAAAAUGCUGGAGACCAACUCACAUACAAGAACAUUCUCCACGUUGUGGAUAUUCUGAAGCACAACCCUCAGAUGACCAAGAAUGAGACCUUUCAAAGCCUUUGCGAAGGAGCUUCUUUCUCUUCUAGAAUUGAGAAGAUCAUUAACUUGGCUGUUCAGGCCAUGGUUAUGAUUGACUGUGCUGCUAACCGCCACCACGCGACUGAUUUCAACCUUGGCGGCCAUCGACCAAUAUCCUGGCUCUCACAAGAGAAAUACGUCGACUUUGUUGAGCGUUCUUUCCCCGUCGGCUGCGAGUUGUCGAUGAAAAGGGCCGACGAGACAGUUGAAGAUAAAGCGUCAAUGAAGGCAUGGAAAUUACAAAAGCGUCUUGGGAUUAGCUUUCGAGGCACAGAUAACCUGGCCGAACACUUGCUGUUUGAUCCGAAAAGCAAUUGCCUAUACCUAUUUCACCAUGCCAAGUUUUUGAAGGCACACCUUGAAAAUUGCCGCAGCCACAACCGACCACUCGGAAUGAGUCUCCUAGAAAGUCUAAAAGUUGGCACAGUGCCACCGCAGUUGCUUGUUGAAACACUCCACUCGAUCCAAUCUAUACUCUUCCCACCCAUCGACCCGAAGUCUGCCUCAAUCUUAGACAAGUUGAUUUCCAAACGCGGCGGGUAUUUCGAUCGCGAGUGUGCCGAGUACGAGGGGUACCAAAUUUUCCAAGAGCCCCCAGAAGACUUUAAAUACAUUUACUGGGGAGAGCGCUUGGCAAUUCUCCGAGAGCUUCUUAAGAACCGGCCACCUCGGAAUAAGCUAGAACGAUGGCUGCGCUGGCAAACUAGUGAGAGCAAUGCGCUUUUCGUUGCUCUAUUGGCGCUGCUUAUCUCCAUCUGUGUUGGGAUCAUUUCCAUCGUACUUGCUUGUGUCCAAAUAUGGAUCGGUUGGAUGGCGUGGAAGCAUCCAGUCGGUCAAGGAUAG
Molecule: messenger RNA, 1098 nt
Organism: Pochonia chlamydosporia 170
Lineage: Eukaryota; Fungi; Ascomycota; Sordariomycetes; Hypocreales; Clavicipitaceae
Exons: 2
Coding region: 1-1098 (365 amino acids)
Source: RefSeq, a predicted model, not a curated record